UUGCCUGAUUUAGGCUAGGCUCUCAUAUGUGUUGAAUUUCUGGCAUAUUUUGUUUUGAAUUUCUGCAUGGUUUAUGUUAAAUUCUUAAAUUUUGGGGGUGAUUUUGUGAUAGAUCAACAAGAGUAGUUGGUUCUCCGUGCAACGAUGAAGGCACUCAUUCUCGUCGGAGGGUUCGGUACGCGUCUGCGGCCAUUGACGCUCAGCGUUCCAAAGCCGCUUGUGGAUUUUGCUAACAAACCCAUGAUUCUGCAUCAGAUUGAAGCUCUGAAAGCUAUUGGAGUGACAGAAGUUGUUCUAGCCAUCAAUUACCAACCAGAGGUGAUGCUGAACUUCUUGAAGGAAUUCGAGAGCAAGCUGGGGAUGAAGAUCACUUGCUCGCAGGAGAACGAGCCAAUGGGCACUGCAGGUCCCCUGGCUCUAGCCAAGGAUAAGCUGCUAGAUGGUUCCGGUGAGCCUUUCUUCGUACUCAACAGCGAUGUUAUCAGUGAGUACCCGCUCAGGCAAAUGAUCGAAUUCCACAGAGCUCAUGGUGGAGAGGCUUCAAUAAUGGUAACCAAGGUAGAUGAACCAUCAAAGUACGGCGUCGUGGUCAUGGAGGAGAAGACUGGGAAAGUAGAGAAGUUUGUAGAGAAACCGAAGAUCUUCGUGGGCAACAAGAUUAAUGCCGGGAUCUACCUGCUGAAUCCCUCCGUCAUCGACCGGAUCCAAUUGCGGCCCACUUCGAUUGAGAAAGAGGUCUUCCCUAAGAUUGCUGCAGAGCAAAAGCUCUAUGCAAUGGUCUUACCUGGAUUCUGGAUGGACAUUGGGCAGCCAAGGGAUUACAUCACAGGCCUGGGGUUGUAUCUGAACUCCCUCCGGAAGAACUCUCCUUCCCGGCUAGCUGUCGGGCCCCACAUUGUGGGGAACGUCCUGGUCCAUGAGAGUGCAGUCAUUGGGGAGGGCUGCCUGAUUGGCCCAGACGUGGCGAUCGGGCCGAACUGCGUGGUCGAGUCUGGGGUGAGGCUAUCCCGGUGCACGGUCAUGCGUGGGGUCCGCAUCAAGAAACAUGCGUGCAUCUCCAGCAGCAUCAUCGGGUGGCACUCUACGGUGGGGCAGUGGGCCCGUGUCGAGAACAUGACCAUCCUUGGGGAGGACGUCCACCUAUGCGAUGAGAUAUACAGCAAUGGUGGGGUUGUGCUGCCCCACAAGGAGAUCAAAUCCAGCAUCCUGAAGCCUGAGAUAGUCAUGUGAGUGAGAGAGCUGACUUGUGUGCCGGAUAUUGAUAA
This is a messenger RNA of Magnolia sinica, 1265 nucleotides long. Its product is annotated as mannose-1-phosphate guanylyltransferase 1. The transcript has 4 exons. Gene Ontology annotation, biological process: cell wall mannoprotein biosynthetic process; GDP-mannose biosynthetic process. Gene Ontology annotation, cellular component: cytoplasm. Gene Ontology annotation, molecular function: GTP binding; mannose-1-phosphate guanylyltransferase (GTP) activity. Lineage: Eukaryota; Viridiplantae; Streptophyta; Magnoliopsida; Magnoliales; Magnoliaceae. Bases 145 to 1230 code for a protein of 361 amino acids. The record is from RefSeq and is a predicted model, not a curated record.